Symbiodinium sp. CCMP2456 is the source of this 969-nucleotide messenger RNA. Lineage: Eukaryota; Dinophyceae; Suessiales; Symbiodiniaceae. The record is from the annotation of a GenBank genome assembly.
AUGGAAACGCCUUCGAAGUCGAAGCCAACAGAUGAGGCGUCGCCAUCAAAGCUGUUGACACCAGGCAACUCUCCAGCCACGGUUUCGACAGCGGCCUCACCCAUGAAGGUUUACGCCGGUUUGCCGGACUACGAGUACCCCUCGCCGGUGAGCGUCCGCAACACCUUCUUGACUGUGGAGAUUGGAAGGCCACCAUCCAUAGAUGAGUUUUACCAGGAGCGCGGCCUGCGCUCUGCGCCAGGCAGUGCUUUUGGAAUUCCACCUGGAUUGGACUCCGGGAUCACUGGCAGUCAGGUCACGGACGAGGAUGACUUCGUGCCCAGGAAGGAGAACAUGGACACCUCGCCCAAGGCCACGACUGCUUCGUCCCAGCCUGGCUCGACCAUCGCAGUCACCCAGUGGCCGAGGACAAUGAGCGGCGAUGGCUUGGAGGAGUUCAUCUCAAUUGGCCUUGGCGUGGUCGACAUCAGCGGGCAGGCUCCCUCUCUCAAGGAGAUGCCCCCGCCUCCGCCAGCAGAGAGGGCUCCACAAUUUGUUAUUCCGGAGAGCCUCCCGCCCUUGCCAACUGGGAGCCGCGACAAGGAUGCAGCAGACCUGCCUGUUCCGGUCAAACUGGCGCAGGCUCUUCAAGAACAAGAGCCAGCAGUGGGAUCACCUGAGGUGCCUACGCAAGGCUCGCGUGAUCAUCGGUUAGGAAAAUGCAGGCCCUGCGCAUUCUUCCACACGAAGGGCUGCGCAAACGGCGUCGAAUGUGAGUUCUGCCAUCUCUGUGAUUCUGGCGAGAAGAAGCGCCGCGCCAGACAAAGGGCAAUACUACGAAAAGAGCAAGAGCUCGUCCAGGCUGCAAGCCCGAUGUCAGUCGGCCUGGUUCCGGGUGGCUAUCCCAUGCAGCCCAUGGGCCCUAUGGGGUCCAUGCCGCCACCCAUGAUGCAGUUGCCGGGCAUGUGGCCUCCUCCGCUGUCCAGGUGA